GUCUCUGUUGGAAGAGUGGAGAUGCUUCGAAAACAAACUGAUACAGUCUGUGUUCACAAGGAGAGGAUUACAUUUGCAGCUACUCGACCAUCCUCUAUAUUGAUUGAACAGAUUGCAGUGUGUGUCAAUAAAGGAGAGCCUGUUUUGUUAGUGGGAGAAACUGGAACUGGCAAAACCUCCACAGUCCAAUAUCUUGCUCAUGUUGCAGGUCAGCGCCUACGCAUUGUAAAUAUGAACCAACAGAGUGAUACAGCAGAUCUCUUAGGAGGUUACAAACCCGUGGAUCAUAAACUGAUAUGGCUUCCACUGCGGGAAGAUUUUGAAGAGCUUUUCACACAGACGUUCUCUAGGAAGCAGAACCAAACCUUUUUGGGACACAUACAGACAUGCUAUAGGCAAAAAAGGUGGCAAGACUUAUUGAAAUUAAUGCAGCAUAUUGUGAAAAAUGCCAUAACGAAAGUUCAAGGUGCUGAGUCUGAGUUCUUGCUGAAAAAACAAUGGGACACAUUCUCUCUACGUCUAAAUCAAGCCCAGCAGCAAAUGAGGAUGACCGAAAAUGCUGUACUGUUUGCAUUUGUAGAGGGAACCCUAGCUAAGGCUGUAAAGAAAGGCGAAUGGAUUUUGCUGGAUGAAAUUAACUUGGCAGCUGCGGAAACUCUAGAAUGUUUGUGUGGUUUACUAGAAGGCUUAUCAGGAUCACUGGUUUUACUGGACAGAGGAGACACAGAUCCCUUGGUACGUCACCCAGAUUUUCGCUUAUUUGCUUGCAUGAACCCUGCUACUGACGUUGGAAAGAGAAACCUACCACCUGGAAUAAGAAAUCGGUAA
Staurois parvus is the source of this 828-nucleotide messenger RNA. Lineage: Eukaryota; Metazoa; Chordata; Amphibia; Anura; Ranidae. The record is from the annotation of a GenBank genome assembly.